Messenger RNA from Astyanax mexicanus (Mexican tetra), 1689 nucleotides. Its product is annotated as tripartite motif-containing protein 16-like. The record is from RefSeq and is a predicted model, not a curated record. The transcript has 6 exons. Gene Ontology annotation, molecular function: zinc ion binding; protein binding. NCBI's taxonomy places the organism in Eukaryota, Metazoa, Chordata, Actinopteri, Characiformes, Acestrorhamphidae. Bases 16 to 1689 code for a protein of 557 amino acids.
UGUGAGAGCAGGAAAAUGGCAGAGGCCAGUAUUUCAGUAGAUCAGGAUCAGUUCAGCUGUUCAGUCUGUCUGGAUCUACUGAAGGAUCCAGUAGCUAUUCCCUGUGGACACAGUUACUGUAUGGUGUGUAUUAAUGGCUGCUGGGAUCAGGAGGAUCAGAGGGGGGUCUACAGCUGCCCCCAGUGCAGAGAGACGUUCACUCCGAGGCCUGUUCUACGCAGAAACAACAUGGUGGCUGAAGUGGUGGAGAAACUGAAGAAGACAGAAGUCCGAGCUGCUUCUCCUGCUCACUGUUACGCUGGAGCUGGAGAUGUGGAGUGUGAUUUCUGUACUGGGAGAAAACUCAAAGCCAUCAAGUCCUGUUUGGUGUGUCUGGCUUCUUACUGUGAGACUCAUCUCCAACCUCACUAUCAGUCUCCUGCCUUUAAGAAGCACAAGCUGGUCAAAGCCUCCAAACAGCUGCAGGAGAAGAUCUGCUCUCAGCAUGAUAAACUGAUCGAGAUCUACUGUCGUACUGAUCAACAGUUUAUCUGUUAUUUAUGUACGAUGGAGGAACACAAAGGUCACGAUACAGUCUCAGCUAAAACAGAAAGAACACAGAAACAGAGUGAAGUGAAAGAUAUGCAGAAGAAAUUCCAGCAGAGAAUCCAGGAGAAACAGAAGAAGCUGCAGGAGGUGAAACAGGCUGUGAAAACUCUUAAGCUCUCUGCACAGUCAGCAGUGGAGGACAGUGAGAGGAUCUUUACUGAGCUGAUCCGCUCCAUUGAGAAAAAGCGCUCUGAGGUAACAGAGCUGAUCAGAGAUCAGGAGAAGACUGAACUGAGUGCAGCUGAAGAACUCCUGGAGCAGCUGGAGCAGGAGAUCACUGAUCUAAAGAGGAGAAACACUGAGCUGGAGCAGCUUUCACACACAGAGGAUCACAUCCACUUCCUGCAGAGAUUCCAGUCUGUGAGUGUCUCUUCUGGAGGUGAAGAUUCACCCAGCAUCACUGUCCAUCAUCAUCUCUCAUUUGAUGGAGUGAGGAAAUCUCUCUCUGAUCUGAAAGAGCGACUGGAGGAAUUCUGCAGGAAGGAAUUCAGUAAAAUCUCUCCACAGGUUUCAGCAGUUCAGAUGAUUUUACCCUCAGAACCAAAGACCAGAGGAGACUUUCUACAGUAUUUCUGUCGACUGACUCUGGAUCCAAACACAGUAAAUCAGUUCCUCAGUCUGUCUGAGAACAACAGAGUGGUGAAGCGCAGUAAUAAACAGAUUUACUCUGAUCAUCCAGAGAGAUUUAACUGCUGGUAUCAGGUGUUGAGUAAGGAGAGUGUGAGUGGACGCUGUUACUGGGAGGUUGAGUGGAGCAGUACUGGGGGAUAUAAACUGUACAUAUCAGUAUCAUAUAAAGGGAUCAGCAGGAAAGGAUGGGGUUAUGAAUGCUGGUUUGGACACAAUGAUCAGUCCUGGAGUCUGCAGUGUUUUCCCUCUCUCUCUUUCUGUCACAACAACACUGAGACUAAGAUCUCAGCUCCUCCAUCCUCCAGAAUAGGAGUGUAUGUGGAUCACAGUGCAGGAACUCUGUCCUUCUACAGCGUCUCUGAUACAAUGACCCUCCUACACACAGUCCACACCACAUUCACUCAGCCCCUCUACGCUGGAGUCUGUUUUUAUAAUUUUGGAUCAUCUGUGAGAUUUUGUGAUCCACAAUAA